This is a messenger RNA of Fusarium oxysporum Fo47, 1095 nucleotides long. RefSeq names its product translation elongation factor 1 subunit beta. Gene Ontology annotation, molecular function: guanyl-nucleotide exchange factor activity; translation elongation factor activity. The record is from RefSeq and is a predicted model, not a curated record. Gene Ontology annotation, biological process: translational elongation. The transcript is spliced from 4 exons. NCBI's taxonomy places the organism in Eukaryota, Fungi, Ascomycota, Sordariomycetes, Hypocreales, Nectriaceae. Gene Ontology annotation, cellular component: cytosol; eukaryotic translation elongation factor 1 complex. Bases 138 to 833 code for a protein of 231 amino acids.
AGCAGAUUAGGUGAAAAAUCUCAUAAACCCCACCUGGACAUCGACCAGACAACCCAUUUUCUUUCUCACAUCUCUCCCAGCUCUACAAAUACCCGACCUUUCUCUUCUUUCCGACUUGACUUUUCACAUCCUUCAAAAUGGGCUUCACCGAUCUCGUUUCCGAUGCUGGGCUUACCGUGCUCAACAGCUGGUUGAGCACCCGCUCUUACAUUGUUGGCCAAUCAGCCUCUCAGGCUGAUGUCGCUACCUUCAAGGCUCUCUCUAGCGCUCCUGACGCUGAGAAGUACCCCCACGCCGCUCGAUGGUACAAGCACAUUGCUAGCUACGAGAGCCAGUUCGCCACCCUCCCUGGUGAUGCUGCUGCUCCCUACACCACCUACGGCCCUGAGACCGCGGAGGUGACCAUCAACCCCGCCCAGGCUCCUGAGAAGGCCGAGGGAGGUGAUGACGACGAUGUCGACCUGUUUGGCAGCGACGACGAGGAGGAGGAUGAGGAGGCUGCCCGCGUCCGUGAGGAGCGUCUUGCUGAGUACAAGAAGAAGAAGGAGGCCAAGCCUAAGACCAUCGCCAAGUCCGUCGUCACUCUUGACGUCAAGCCUUGGGAUGAUGAGACCGAUAUGGUUGCCCUCGAGGCUGCCGUCCGUGCUAUUGAGAAGGACGGCCUCGUCUGGGGUGCUUCCAAGCUCGUCCCCGUGGGCUUCGGUGUCAAGAAGCUCCAGAUCAACAUGGUUGUUGAGGACGAGAAGAUUUCCGUUGCCGACCUUGAGGAGGAGAUCCAGGAGCUUGAGGAUUACGUCCAGUCCACUGACGUCGCUGCCAUGCAGAAGCUAUAAAAAGCCUGCGGAAACUACGUCAAACUUAUGAUGAGGCACGACGGCGAGGACUUAUGACCAAUGGGAUCUUAUGACUUCGAAUGAGCUACGUACAGGUGGAAAAGUCAUGAAUCCUACCCCUUCGUACCGACCAUAGAUUAUGAAAACAAAAACAAAUAUGACUGAGUAUAAUAUUCGUUACCAGUAGCUUUCAGGAUGUUUCACCCCGCAAGUUGGAGCCACUCGUAUGUGAUAACGCAUCCACGUUGAUGAGAAAGAAAAA